CCCUCCUCUUCCUCGCACUGCACACGCAAGGGCUGGAAGUCACCGGCACCGUCGCCGUCGUCGUCCUUUGAUCGGUUGUUCCCUCAGGCCUCGAGCCGACGUAACACCACGGCAGAAAUGUCAGAAUAUAUUCGGGUUACUGAAGAUGAAAAUGAGGAGCCCAUUGAGAUUCCUUCAGAGGAUGAUGGGACUGUCUUGCUCUCCACAGUUACUGCUCAGUUUCCAGGAGCAUGUGGUCUGCGUUACAGGAACCCCGUGUCUCAGUGUAUGAGAGGGGUCCGAUUAGUGGAAGGAAUUCUGCAUGCACCAGAUAAUGGCUGGGGAAAUCUGGUGUAUGUUGUUAACUAUCCCAAAGACAACAAGAGGAAAAUGGAUGAGGCAGAUGCCUCAUCAGCUGUUAAGGUGAAAAGAGCAGUACAGAAAACAUCAGAUUUGAUAGUUCUGGGUCUUCCGUGGAAAACAACUGAACAAGACCUGAAGGAAUACUUCAGCACAUUUGGAGAAGUUCUUAUGGUGCAGGUUAAGAAGGACAUCAAAACUGGCCACUCAAAAGGGUUUGGUUUUGUAAGAUUCACUGACUAUGAAACCCAGGUAAAAGUCAUGUCUCAGCGCCACAUGAUAGAUGGAAGAUGGUGCGACUGCAAACUUCCAAAUUCUAAGCAAAGUCCAGAUGAACCUUUGCGUAGCAGGAAGGUGUUUGUUGGGCGUUGCACCGACGACAUGACUGCAGAUGAGCUCCGUCAGUUUUUUUCCCAGUAUGGAGAAGUGGUUGAUGUCUUCAUCCCCAAACCCUUCAGAGCUUUUGCCUUUGUUACGUUUGCUGAUGAUCAGGUUGCCCAGUCCCUUUGUGGCGAGGACUUGAUCAUAAAAGGAAUCAGCGUCCAUAUAUCCAAUGCUGAACCUAAGCAUAAUAGCAGUAGACAACUAGAAAGAGGUGGAAGAUUUGGUGGUAAUCCAGGAGGCUUUGGGAAUCAGGGUGGAUUUCCUAACCGGGGGGGAGGUGGUGGAGGUGGAGGGUUGGGAAACAACCAGGGCAGUAACAUGGGUGGUGGGAUGAACUUUGGAGCCUUUAGUAUCAACCCAGCCAUGAUGGCAGCAGCUCAGGCUGCGCUCCAAAGCAGUUGGGGGAUGAUGGGCAUGCUAGCUAGCCAGCAAAACCAGUCUGGGCCAUCGGGGAACAACCAGCCACAAGGCAACAUGCAGAGGGAGCAGAGCCAGGGCUUCAGUUCAGGGAGUAAUUCUUACGGAGGCUCUAACUCGGGUGCAGCAAUAGGGUGGGGCUCAUCAAAUACAGGCUCUAGCAGUGGUUUUAAUGGAGGUUUUGGCUCAAGCAUGGAAUCCAAAUCAUCUGGCUGGGGAAUGUAGGCAACCUAAUAACUGACUCUGUGGUGGGAAAUCAGAUUUUUUUUUCUAGAGCUCCUGGUAAGUAUAUUAUAAGAUGCAUAUACUGAAACAAAACUAAACAAAAAAAAAUUCCAAAUUUGUUCAGCGUGUAGUAUAUUUCAACAAUAUUUUUGACAAUUUUUUCUUUUCUAAUGGGGAAUAAAAGGAAGAUUAAAUGGAGUUUUAUAGGUUUUGUUACAAUGAGUUGGAAUACAUGAGUUGGGAUAUUGAGUGGUUUGAAAGUGAACUGCUGUUCGCCUGACUGGUAAACGGACGCUCUGCAAUUUGAUAGGAAUUCGUAAAAAUUUGAUUCCUCAUUUCCUAGUCAGCUGAGAUCUUUGCAUGUUUCAAAAAUGGAAGCCAUUUUUCAGAAACAGCAUCCUUUCCUUGUUAGUUUUUUUUUCUUUAAAAAUUUAAUUUGAUCCCCCGCCAUAAGAAUUUUUCUCUCUCUUUCUCUCCCUCCCCCUCCCCCAAAUGUCCUGUGUGGAGAAUGCAAUGUUGGUGUCGGCUUUUUUUCCUUUUAACACUGUCUCCCCUCCUCAUACUAAAGUACGGUAUGAAGACCUCAUUUAAUCCUUGCAGUUCAUCUCAUUUCAAAUGUGUAUGGAAGAAGCACUUCAUUGAAAGCAGUGCAGUUAAAAAAA
Molecule: messenger RNA, 2027 nt
Organism: Lacerta agilis (Sand lizard)
Lineage: Eukaryota; Metazoa; Chordata; Lepidosauria; Squamata; Lacertidae
Gene: TARDBP
Product: TAR DNA binding protein
Exons: 6
Coding region: 118-1365 (415 amino acids)
Biological process (GO): regulation of gene expression
Cellular component (GO): nucleoplasm
Molecular function (GO): RNA binding
Source: RefSeq, a predicted model, not a curated record